Liolophura sinensis is the source of this 3055-nucleotide messenger RNA. RefSeq lists its product as uncharacterized. The record is from RefSeq and is a predicted model, not a curated record. The transcript has a single exon. Lineage: Eukaryota; Metazoa; Mollusca; Polyplacophora; Chitonida; Chitonidae. Bases 321 to 1652 code for a protein of 443 amino acids.
CUUUCUUAUGCGUGCUUUGUACAAACCACUGAGGUAUUCCUAAUCUCCUCAGUAUCGAUAGUCCAAGGGCAAUCGAAGGUACGUACUCCAGAAUGUCGUGUACCAUGGAUAUACAGCCUGUCAUAAGUAUUUAAUACUGAAUUCUAACUGGACUGCUAGGAAAUCGUAAACUAUCUGCUACAGUCAUUUGUUAUUCAGGUAAAUUUGGGUCGAUAUUUGCUGGGGAGAUCCGUUAAGGCUUACCUUGGUGAAGCGAACGCACAGCGUGGCGGGGCGGAGCAGGUGGGGGGUGUUUCAGUACACACGGAGCACACAUUGGCAUGUACCGCUCUGAGCGGAGUGCAAUGAAGGACAGGAUAAACCCAGGACACGUAAGCCAGAAAGCCCUCGCAGAAGAAAAUACCAUUUCUUCACUGACCGGGCAAGGUGAUGGGAAACAGUUUCAAGAGCUUCAAGGCACUUCAAGCAAGACGAGGCUUUAUCGAAAUGGUGAUAUCAAAGACAUUAAUUAUGUAGACAGACCAUUGGUGAGAUCUAAGGGUCCGCCUAUUUCAUCCCCACAGAGGAAACUGGUCCUGCACUUUGACAUUCGAAACACGAUUUUGGUUGCUGAUUCGGUAACGAAGGUAAACGUAGAACAAGCCCUGAACAGUUUUCUGACCAGUGUCACCUGGGGAAGGGUGGACAGGUCAUCAGGGAAAUGGACCUGGCACUCCGCAACCCCUUGUUUGACCCCUCCUGCACCACAUACAGUCACUUACUACAAGCAUCUUGAGAGACAACUUGUUCAAACUCCAGAAGAUCGUCAAAAACUCCGAUUUACCACGGCCGACUUCACACAGAAAGGACUUGGAAAAAUGUUUCUACCUUACUUCGAAAAGCACAUGCGCCUUCUUCGAUGGCGUUACACAAGGGACGAAGAGACCCUUAAUCGACUGACCAUGAAGGGUAAGGACCAAGCGCUUUAUCACUAUAUUUUACCGUCCUUCUUUAAACUGAUGUAUCAUCUAAAGAAAUCUGGUCGAGAUUUUGCCAUAAUAUUCCGAACGUAUGGCCUGGAUGCCAAGAAUGUGCUGCGCAGUACAGAAUACACCAUUAAUGGUAACCAUCCCCAGUUCCCAGAAUCUUUGGACAUGACAGUGAACACAGUUCCUGGAACAAUUUAUAGGAGUGCUAAGAACGAUGUAAUAUUAAGGGUGUGCACCAAAAGCUCUGACCCCAGCUCUUUUACGACAUAUAGAAAUGAGAGAGAUAUAUAUGAUACGUUAAGUAAAAUGGGGGGCGUGUGCGGAUUUAAAGAUGACUUUUUGCACUGGCAAAACCAUGGGUACCACUACACAUCAGGAAAACCGUUAUGGGUCGAUCCCACCGACGAGAGUGUCCACCAUAUUAUCUUUGACGACAAUAUGAGGACAUACGAGGACGAUAACAUAGUCGAUUUGAGGAUAUUUGGAGGACACCACGUGAGCAGCGUUCCCAAAGCGGAAGUCAGGAAAUACGAGGAUGUGUUCAUGGUACAGUCAGAUCUAAUGGCCAGCAUAGAGCACGAAGACUACUUCAUCAACAAGGUCAGACUUUGUGAAGAGAAUUACUCAAAACUGCUGAAAGACGGGAUAGUCCGUCCUCCUCAUUCCUCAACGCUGUGUAUGUAAUCUGGAUCAUACGUUCAUAUACAAAUGUAUACAUGCUGUUUCUCAGUCUCAUAUAGUGCCAAAUAACUCAUCCUGAUUAUCUAUGGCUGAACUGGAUAAGGGUUACAAAUAUACCGAGAUAUACUUUGAAUAUCCGAAAAAUGAAAAAUACGAAAAUAGCUAUUAGGGGUCAGUAUUGCAGUGGCUGGAAAAGAGAGCAUGUAGAGUCAGAUUUCACUUUGUUAAAGUGCCAUUAUUGUACACUCAGUUGGAUGAUUUACUAAAUAGUGCACCAUAACACUAUAAAUUCUAGGCUUCAGGUACGAGUCUCAUAUUUACUGAAAGGCAAUCAUUUGAUCUAUUCUUUAUAAAUACUGAAAAUUGUUUUGAUUAGCGAAUAUGGAUUUAUUCCAAAAAUCUCCGGUAGCAUAUCAGUAGACACAAUAAUGAAUAUAUAUCUGUGCCAUUUGAGAUGCACGGUGAUGGAUUCAUUCUGGUUAAAUUCACAACCAAUAUACGCAUUUUACAGUUACGAUUACGCGAUGAGUGCUGUUAUCUAUUCGUUUUCUCUGGCCGAAUUUUCCUUCGAAAAUGAAUGAGAUACAGUUUAAGGUAUUUUUGCAUAUACAUAAAUAUUCACGGUACUGAUUCUCACUUCAGGGUAAGAAGAGCUAGUCGCUGUAUAAUUGGUUGUGCAUAUAUCAGCACAUAUAUUGCAUGUAUAUAAGAACUUCCGGGAAUUAUGUAACCGUUUAAUGAUGGUGAAGAACACCACACCCUCACGCUAGGCAGAUUGGUGCAAUGAGCGUUCAUGUCAGUGUAGUCAGGUCUGCAGCAACCUGUUGAUGGUCAUACGUUUCCCCCGGGCUCUGCCCGGGUUUCCGCCCACCAUAAUGCUGGCCGCCGUCGUAUAAGUGAAAUAUUCUUGAGUACGGCGUAAAACACAAAUCAAAUCAAUAAAUAAAUCUAUCUCGGUUAUAUAGAGGAGACAUGCUCCAACGAGAUAUAAUUUGUUGAAAACGUAUCCAUAUAUGUUAAUCUGUGAUAAAUGUAUGUGUGUCUCUAUGGCAAAUGCUAUUUGGUGGUUACCACAUACACCGAUGCAUGGUUGUUUAUCACCUAUGUAAUAGGCCUACCUCUGGAAGAGUGAUAUUCCAUUCAUUCAAUUAAUUAAAUCUGCCAAGAGAUGUCAUAUGUUGCAUAUACAUGUGUAAUAUUCCCAGGGUUUUAGUCAUACAUAAGUAAGCAUAAUACAGUACAAUUGUGAAAGUGAACGACAGGUGUUUCACGUGUCACGCACAGCAUACAGUGAUGAAGGAAUCUGUGAUACACCUCUAUAUAUACCCUUAUUUUGAACUAUUUAUGUUUUAUAUUAACUAUUGUUGGGUGUCAUACAUACAAAAAAUGUGUGUCUCAGACAAGAA